CCCGCGCAGCCGCAAAGGCUGACGCGAGCACGUCGCGUGCGUGCAUGCGUGCCGGCGUCGGGCUCCGGGCGGCCGGCUUUCGGCUGCAGUGCGGACACGGUGCUGCGGAGCCAGACGGAGCCCAGCGGAGUGGACAGGCCAGGAUCGAGGGCAGUGGGGGAGCACACACCCAGAUGUGACCCUUCUCAGAGGGCAGGAUGGUGCUGGACUCGGGGACCCAGGCCUAUGAGCAGGCACCCCCUUCCCUCUCUGUCAGCCCCCCCACUGUUCCUGGGGUGGGGAAGAUCUCAAACGAGAAUGGGCCACAACUGUACCCCUCGAUCCGGCCGCCGAUGUCAGCCCCCAGCUCCCGGAAACCCUCCCCAGUCGUCCCAGGACAUCCUAGACCCUCCGUGUCCCAACCAUCAGGCCUGACCUCUUCCCGCCCCAAGGUCCCAAGUCCGAAGUCUGAAAUAAGACGCCUCUCAUCGGCGUCACUGGGUCGUGGUCGGAUUCGGCGUAGUGAGAGUUCCUGCUCAGUCGGAGGGUCCAGCGGAAAGGGGCGCCUCCGGCCCGCCUCCUCCCUCCCCCACAUCGCUAAGAGCAAGGGGGAGGACAGCCGGGCAGUCAGCAAGAGCCCCUGCCUGCUGGUGGCCUUAAGACCCAAUAACUUGGAGCAAGAGCGAGACCGGUUCUUUCAGUCGAGGUACACCUACAACCCACAGUUUGAGUAUGAGGAGCCGGUGCCCGCUGCUGUGUUGGAAAAGUACAAUGAGGCCUCGGACAAGUUCAUCCCCCAGGCGGUGAGGAUCAUUGAGGCAGUCCUGGAGAAGUUUGGCACCUACGAGCAAUUCGAGGCCAUGACGGGAGGCCAGCUGCUGACCAAGUGCCAGAUCUGGUCCGUCGUCCGCAAAUACAUGCAGAAGGAGGGCUGCUCUGGAGAGGUGGUGGUACAGCUGAGUGAGGACCUGCUGUCCCAAGCCGUGAUGAUGGUGGAGAACAGCCGGCCCACGCUGGCCAUCAACCUGACUGGGGCCCGCCAGUACUGGCUGGAGGGGAUGUUGCGGCAUGAGAUAGGCACGCAUUAUCUUCGAUUUGUCAAUAACACUCAGCAGCCCUGGAGCACCUCUGACGGCCGGCGGCAGUACGGGCUGCGACCUGCCAACCCCACUGAGGAGGGGCUGGCCAGCCUGCACAGUGUGCUGUUCCGGAAGCAGCCCUUCCUGUGGCGGGCAGCCCUGCUGUACUACACCAUCCAGCGCGCCGCACUCAUGUCUUUCCGCCAGCUUUUCCAAGACCUCGCGCAGUACGUGCAAGACACCUCCGUGCGCUGGGAGUACUGUGUGCGGGCCAAGCGGGGCCAAACAGACACGUCCAAGCCUGGCUGCUUCAGUAAGGACCAGGUGUACCUGGAUGGGAUCCUCCGCAUCCUCCGUCAUCGGCAGAACAUUGAUUUCCAUAUGCUGACUGCUUUGGGCAAGGUCUCCUAUGAAGAUGUGAAUCAGCUUCGGCCCCACGGGAAGCUGGAAAAGACACGCAUCCCUCACUUCAUGCAGGACUUGACACGCUACCACCAGCAGCUGGAACACAUCAUCACCACCAACCGCCUGGAUGAUGCCCAGCUGGAUAGCCUGUUGCCAGACUGAGGGGCUGUGGGUGGGGGGCAGGGGUUGGUGGGGUGGCUGCUCAGCUGGCUGGCUACAGAUCAGGGGAAAGGAAGAUCCUGGGUCAGUUCCAUCAGCAGUGGGCAACAGCAUGGCCUACAUUUCAACGCCCUGGAUAUGGAGGAGCUUGGGGUAGUGGGCUGCAAAAUAUAUGCUAGAGCCCCCUCUGGUAGGGAGCUCUGGAAUCUUGUCUUCGAGCCUAGAACAGGAGGGGAUUUCCUCUUGGAAGGCCAGAAAAAUAGAUACUGAGGCUGCCCUGUCCACAUAGAAUGAAGAGGUUCCAGUAGGGAUGAAAAGGGCAGAUGGAUUUGCUUUGGUUGAGUGGGGAGGGGAGAGAGCUAGCUCUGUGAGCAUGUGCUCCUGUGGGGAAGGAGGAUGGGUGCAAUUGGGCCUGUGAGGAAUGGGUGGGGUGGGGGGAGUUUCCCCUUGUGCAUGAGACAAAUACAGUAGGAUUCUGGGGCUCACAGUUAACCCUGUACCUUCAAUCCUGUGCCCCUCCCACCCUCUGCUGCACCCCAACAGGAAUUCUAGUCUCUUGGUGCUCUUAGACCCCUUGACGUCUACCUCUUGCUGGGCUUUCAUGGAGGACAAAGCAUCCAUGGACCCCUUCCCCGGCCAAGGCCCUAGCAUUGCUGCUCACCUCCUGGGUGGACCCUCGCUCCUCCCUCCUCCACUGUAACACCUGUCCUUCCACAUACACGGCCGUAGUCUCGACUCCAUAUUCCCUCUUUCUGCCGGUACCUGGCAUGCAUUUCAACUUCCCCCAAACUCCUACCCAUGUACUCAGUGGAACAAUUGAAAGGGGAAAAUAGUAGAGUGGCUUGCUGGUCAGUGGGCCCCAGCUAUUCAAUUCAGGCACGUACUAAGCAGCCACUCUUUGCAAGGUCCUAUGCCCAUCCCUAGGGCUAGAAAGAUGAGAAACAAGGUUCCCUGUCCUCAGAGAACUUACAGCUUAAUGAGGGAGGUAUGACACAUAGAUAUGCCUGAUACAAGGCAGAAUGUGAGAGGGGCACAGGAUCGAUCCGGAACAGGGGUGCUAAGGACAACUGGUGAAGGCAAAUGGUGGGAAUAGCCCCUGUCACUCCCUGGGCAGGGACAGGUGCGCUUGGUUAAUGGUGUCUGGGCUGGGGAAUGACACUCUAUGAUCUUUGCUCCCUUCCCUCAUCUUCCUGCUGCUACCUCAGGCUUAAGUGGCAGUUACUGAGUUCCUUCCCUCAACACAUACCCCAUCUUAGGGAAGAGUUUAUGAGUCCAGAUGGAAUAUAUUUUAGGGGUAGGACUUCUGAGCGCUAAGGAGAGACUGGCCUCUCUGCUUGAGCCAUGAUCAUAAGAUGACUCCUGUCCUCAGCAGAAGCAGCCAGCUUUGUCUUCCCUCUGUUCUCGAGGUUAUGCUUGAACCUAGAUUUCAGCAGUGUAUUUUACCAGGUCUUGGAUGGUACAUUUGUGAACUAAAUGAAAUGUAUGGGUGGAUAAUAGUAGUCAGGCAACUUUGAACCAUUAGAUACCAAAUCCAAAAGGGAAUUAAUGGGUCGAUGUCGACUUGGGAGGGGCAUAUCCACAGGCCAUAGCAGGUCUUUGGCCCUUGGCCCUUGGCCCUGUUUUAGUAUUUUUAAUCAGUAAUGUCAAUGGAGGCAGUGAAAUUCUGAUAAUGCAAAAUAAAGAAAGAGAACUGAUGGAUAGUGAAAGAAUCAGGCUGGAACUAAGAUGGAAUUUAGUAUGGAUUCAUUUGUGCAAAACCCUGUGCUGAAUGUUGGGCUACGAAUGUUGGCGAGGAGGCACUUACAGUCUAAUGGGGUGGGGGAUGAGUGGAAGGUCUUUCUAUUUGGUGAUUGGUUGGUUUGGUGUUUUGGGCACCAUCUACCUCCCAGGGUGGUUUUGAGGAUACAAUCGUGUCUGUUAUGGAGAGACAGCAGUUGGCUAGUCAACUCGUGUAUUGAGGAGAAUGCUAGAGGUGCAAAUAGGGGAAUUCAUGCUGUAUCAAUCAAUCCUAUACCACCUCUGAGGCUGGGCCUGUCUCUUUUUAAAUUUUUUUAAAAUAUUUUUUUUGGUGGGGCAAUGAGGGUUGUGACUUGCCCAGGGUCACACAGUUAAUAAGUGUCAAGCAUCUGAGGCCGAAUUUGAACUCGGAUCUUCCUGAAUUCAGGACCAGUGCUUUCUCCACAGCCACCUAGCUGCCCCCUGGGCGGAGUCUUUUCUUAGGCUCAGUUUCCUCCUCUGUAAACUGGAGAGUUAACCUUCUAGGGCCAUGAACUUUAUGUGUUCAGGCUUCUGAGACCCUGUUCAGAUACGAGGACUGACCUCGGAGGAUGGAGGUGACCAGCCACCUCUUGGCAUAUUCUGGGGCACAUGCAUGUGUAAUCUACCAAUAGUAUUAAGUCCCAUGAAUACAGUAUUUACAGUGCUUUCCUCAUGCCUAUCCUGUGACAUUUUAGAGAUGUAUAGGAAUGGAAGUAGUGUUGGUUUUGUUUUACGGGUUAGUGUCCAGACUCAACUGGGCAAAAUGAUGUCUAAGGUCACUGUGUCAGAGGCAGGGCUAGAAUCCCUCUACUCUCUCUAGACACUAGGCCAUCACCAAAGCUAACAGUGCAUGUUACCUUGGGUUGUUUUUUUUUAAAUUUUAAUUAAAAAAAAAAAUUUGCAGGGCAGUGAGGGUUAAGUGACUUGCCCAGGGUCACACAACUAGUAAGUGUCAAGUGUCUGAGGCCAGGUUUGAACUCAGGUUCUCCUGAAUCCAGGGCUGGUGCUUUAUCCACUGCGCCACCUAGCUGUCCUACCCUGUUUUUUUUUAUCACUUAUUUUCCAAUUCAGAGGUUGGUAUUUGUGUUGAUCUAAUUACCUCUGAACACAAACAUUGGAAGAUGGGCAGGAGACCCAUUAGACAGUGCAUUUUGCUUUGGACCCCAUCUCCAAGACCCCAAGCCACCUCCAAUCUGGCAUGGCUGGUAAUUGCAGCAGGGCCUCCUGGUUGUGCCCUUCAAAGGUUCAGUGCUGCUGGGAGCUGAGUUAUUAAGACUCUUAGCUCCAUGGAAAGAAACCUUGAGCCCCGAUUCCAUUGCCCUGCAUCCUGUGCCUCACCAGGAAGUGUUUUUGUUUUAUCAUUUCCACCACCACCCACAUCCCACAAACCUAAAACAAUGAUCAGACUACCCUGGAGAUUAGGUCACUAUUGCUAUCUUGACCGCAGAGGCAAGAGGCUCUGACCUGUGGCUAUGGUAGGAGUCAGACUUGUCAGGAACUGUUUGGCUCAGGGUCUUGGAGUUGGGAGCCUCAGAGAAUGUCUAGGCAAUUCUCAGCUUCCAUUUGCUCAUCUGUCAAACAAGGGGGUUGGACUUAGAUCCCUAAGAUCCCUUCUACCUCGAAAUCCAAUGAUUCUCCAUUAUCAAGGAGGGCGGGCAGUGUGGAUCAAAGUCAAGAGGGUGUUUUCCCUGGAAGCUGCUCUUGAUGUGCCCCAAUGGAUGCCCUCUGCAUUCUGUACCCAGAAAGCUGCCUUGGCAAUGCCUUUGCCUGGGGACUCCUGUUAUUUACUACUAGUAUAGCUGAGGCUUGGAGGCUUGGGUGCUGUCAUGAGACUCACUUGAACUGAACAUAUGUUUAGCGCCUUCCACACGGGUCAGGGGUGGAGGGGUGACCCCAACUCCUUGUAUGUUGAUGUCUGGAACUGGAAAUUACUUUUCUCUUCACUCCCUUAUUCUUCCUCCCAGAAAGGAGGGGCAAGAGGAGCUUUGGAAUAAAAUUAUUUUUUAUCCGACUCCA
Molecule: messenger RNA, 5396 nt
Organism: Dromiciops gliroides (monito del monte)
Lineage: Eukaryota; Metazoa; Chordata; Mammalia; Microbiotheria; Microbiotheriidae
Gene: MATCAP1
Product: KIAA0895 like
Exons: 7
Coding region: 198-1625 (475 amino acids)
Source: RefSeq, a predicted model, not a curated record